CGGAAACACGGAGCCGCUAUCACCAAACACUUCGGAACACUCUCCCACGCACUUCUCCAUGCGUUCUCCCACGUACUCUUCUUCAACAUCUCUCAUCUCUCCCUCCAUAACCCUAACCAUGCUAAAUUUUUAACCCUAGUUAAAUCCCUCACCUCUUCAGUCCUCACUCCAUCUAUAAAUCACCCUACCUUCCUUCUCUUCCGUAUCCAUUAUUACCAUCUAUCUAUCUGUAAAUUCUAAAUCUAUCGUUUCUUGCUUCUCAAGCAACUUAUUAUUGUUUCUUUUUAGAUAGAUUAACAUUGAGGGCGGCGAUCGAGCUGAUUAAGCUGGGCGGUGAUUGUUAGUUAUUAGAUGCGGCGAUGAGUUGCAACGGCUGCCGGAUUCUCCGAAAGGGUUGCAAUGAGAAUUGCAUACUGAGAGAAAGCCUCCAGGGCAUUAUAACUCCUCAAGCUCAAGCUAAUGCGACUCUCUUCGUCGCUAAAUUCUUCGGCCGUGCCGGGCUGAUGUCGUUCCUCUCCUCCGUCCCCGCCUCCCAGAGACCAGCGUUGUUCCAAUCGCUGCUAUUUGAAGCUUGUGGACGGACGGUGAACCCGGUGCACGGAGCGGUGGGACUGCUGUGGACAGGGAACUGGCACCUGUGCCAGACGGCGGUGGAGACGGUGUUGCGAGGCGGAGUAUUGCACGCGCCGCCGUCGGAUGAGUCGGCGGCAUCGGAGGAGGAGGAGACCGACGAUACGAAAUUGUUCCAUCCGCAAGAAGCGAGUGUAAGAGCGGUGAUUGACGAUCUAGAUCUGGGGCUUAGGACAGGGAUGCCGCCGGCGAGGAUGUCCAGUGAAGGGAAAGUAAACCGGCAAACGGCGAGGAGGAGUCGGAGGAGCGGAACGCCGUCGGGGGAGUCGGAAAUCACCACUUCAGAGAGCAGUUAUGCGUACCAGCAGCAAGGAAACGACGUUAAGCUUCUCAGACUCUUCCUCUGAAACACUACGGAGUAUAAAAUAUAUAGCUAUGAAAUUUUGUGGUUUUUUUUUCGACUUUUAUUCUUAUUUUAAAAUAUAAUUAAACCUUAGAAAAUCAACUCCGAAGUUGAUAUU
Molecule: messenger RNA, 1091 nt
Organism: Ipomoea nil (Japanese morning glory)
Lineage: Eukaryota; Viridiplantae; Streptophyta; Magnoliopsida; Solanales; Convolvulaceae
Product: LOB domain-containing protein 38-like
Exons: 2
Coding region: 360-977 (205 amino acids)
Biological process (GO): regulation of gene expression
Source: RefSeq, a predicted model, not a curated record